GUUGCCGUUCGAGAAAAAUAAAUUAGCGUACUGUUUCCUUCUAUUAGUAAACCUUAUCUAGUUUAAACUUGGAUUAAAAAACUAUCUAACAAAAUUUACAAGACUCCUUUUAACCCUCGCUCGUAUAAGAGACCCAUCAUCCUUUAAAACGAUCGUAAUCUUUUGAAAAUAAUAUCAUUGUUAGAUCCUGAAAAGAAAUUCCGACGAGCAAUCAGACGCCGGCGAAAGGCCAAACCCUAGUUUAUGAGUUAAUGGCCUGCGUUUAUAUUCCGGUUCAAAACUCCGAGGAGGAAGUACGAGUCGCUUUGGACCAGCUUCCUCGAGAUGCGACUGAUAUUCUCGACAUUCUCAAAGCCGAACAAGCUCCUCUCGAUCUUUGGCUCAUUAUCGCGAGGGAGUAUUUUAAACAGGGAAAGAUCGAACAGUUCCGCCAAAUUCUGGAAGAAGGAUCCAGCCCUGAGAUUGAUGAGUAUUAUGCAGAUGUUAGAUAUGAAAGAAUCGCCAUCUUAAAUGCACUGGGGGCCUAUUAUAGCUACCUUGGGAAAAUUGAGACAAAACAAAGAGAAAAGGAAGAACAUUUUAUAUUGGCAACUCAAUACUACAACAAAGCUUCUAGAAUUGAUAUGCAUGAGCCUUCUACUUGGAUUGGCAAAGGACAACUUUUACUAGCAAAGGGCGACGUGGAUCAGGCUUUUGCUGCAUUCAAGAUUGUAUUAGAUGGAGACCGAGAUAAUAUUCCUGCUCUUCUUGGUCAGGCUUGUGUUGAGUUCAACCGUGGGAAAUACUCGAGUUCUUUGGAGAUGUACAAGAGGGUCCUGCAAGUGUAUCCUGGAUGUCCUGCAGCUGUACGGCUUGGCAUAGGUCUCUGUCGCUACAAAUUAGGCCAGUUUGAUAGGGCCAAACAAGCAUUUGAGCGCGUGUUGCAGUUAGAUCCAGAAAAUGUCGAGGCACUUGUGGCACUUGGAAUUAUGGAUUUACAAUCCAAUGAAGCUUAUGGUAUUAGGGGGGCAAUGGAAAAGAUGCGAAGAGCCUUUGAUAUCUAUCCGUACUGUGCAACGGCGCUAAAUUAUCUGGCAAAUCAUUUCUUUUUCACUGGUCAACAUUUUCUAGUUGAGCAGUUGACUGAAACGGCUCUUGCUGCAACUACUCAUGGCUCAACAAGGGCACAUUCUUAUUAUAACCUCGCACGGUCAUAUCAUAGCAAGGGUGAUUAUGAAAAAGCUGGACUGUACUACAUGGCAUCUGUAAAGGAAAUCAAUAAGCCACAAGAGUUCAUUUUACCUUUCUACGGUCUCGGACAAGUACAACUAAAAUUGGGGGAUUUUAAGAGCUCUCUAUCAAAUUUCGAGAAAGUCUUGGAAGUUUAUCCUGAGAAUUGCGAGACAUUGAAGGCUGUUGCUCACAUUUAUCUUCAGCUUAACCAGACUACCAAGGCUCAUGAAGCUCUGAAAAAAGCCACCAGAAUUGAUCCGCGAGAUCCUGAGGCCUUUCUCGACCUUGGAGAAUUGUUGAUUGCAACCGACUCUGGAGCUGCUUUGGAUGCAUUUAAAACUGCACGCAACCUUUUAAAAAAGGCAAAUGAAGAAGUAUCAAUCGAGCUUCUCAACAAUAUUGGUGUACUUCAUUUUGAAAGAGGAGAAUUUGAGCUUGCCCUACAAACUUUUAAAGAGGCUCUUGGUGAUGGAAUAUGGCUCAAAUUAAUGGACACUGAACCACAAUCUGACUCUAUUGGUGAUCCUAUUAGAAACACAUUAUAUCAACCGAUUGAUUCCAGUUUAGCUGCCCGAAAAUACAAGGAUAUGCAAUUGUUUCAUAAUCUUGAGAAAGAUGGUAUUUCGGUGGAUCUACCAUGGGAUAAGAUUACAACAUUGUCCAACCUUGCUAGACUGUUUGAGCAGUUGCAUAAAACUGAGACUGCUAGCUUAUUGUACCGUUUGAUCUUGUUUAAGUUUCCGGAGUAUGUAGAUGCUUACUUAAGGCUUGCUGCUAUUGCUAAAUCACGGAAUAAUGUUCCGUUAAGCAUUGAACUGAUCCAUGAUGCACUGCAAGUAGAUGACAAAAAUCCGGAUGCAUUAUGCAUGCUGGGUGAUUUGGAGCUUAAAAAUGAUGACUGGCUCAAGGCGAAAGAUACCUUUCGUGCAGCAAAAGAUGCAUCUAAUGGAAAAGAUUCUUAUGCUACUCUUUGUUUGGGGAACUGGAACUACUUUGCAGCAGUCAGAUCUGAGAAAAGAGCUCCUAAGUUGGAAGCAACGCAUCUGGAAAAAGCAAAGGAAUUAUACACAAAGGUUUUGAUAGAGCAUCCAGCUAAUAUGUAUGCUGCCAAUGGUGCUGGUGUGGUGUUAGCUGAAAAAGGUCAAUUUGAUAUUGCAAAAGAGCUUUUUACACAGGUUCAAGAAGCUGCAAGUGGAAGUGUAUUUGUCCAGAUGCCAGAUGUGUGGAUAAAUUUGGCACAUGUUCAUUUCGCUCAAGGCAAUUUUUCAUUGGCCAUUAAAAUGUAUCAAAAUUGCUUGCGCAAGUUUUAUUACAACACAGACAGUCAAAUUCUUCUGUAUCUAGCACGUACGCAUUAUGAAGCGGAACAGUGGCAAGACUGUAAAAAGACUUUAUUGAAAGCCAUUCAUCUAGCACCAUCAAAUUACACAUUAAGAUUCGACACUGGUGUCGCUCUGCAGAAAUUCUCAGCAUCAACAUUGCAAAAAACAAAACGAACUGUUGAUGAGGUGCGUGCAACGGUUGCCGAGCUUAAGAACGCUGUUCGUGUAUUUAGUUUAUUAUCAGCAGCUUCAAAUCUACAGUUCCAUGGAUUUGAUGAAAAGAAAAUUGAAACUCAUGUUGGAUAUUGCAAGCAUUUGCUUGAGGCUGCAAAAGUUCACUGUGAUGCUGCUGAGCUGGAAGAUCAACAAAAUAGACAUAGACUAGAGCUUGCUCGCCAAGCGGCGAUACGUGAGGAAGAGAGUCGAUUGGCUGAAGAACAGAAGAAAGUCAAGUUAGAAAAACGUAAACAAGAGGAUGAGCUGAAGAAGGUGAUGCAACAGGAACAACAUCUGGAGCGUAUUAAGGAACAUUGGAAGAGUAGUGGGUCAAAGCGGAAAGAUAGGGGUCAAAGCGGGGACGAGGAGGGUGGACAAGGUGAGAGAAGGAGAAGAAAAGGUAGCAGCAAAAAGAGGAAGAGAGACAAGAAAACAGAAACUCACAUGGAUGAUCAAGAUGAGUAUGAUGACGAUAACGCCAACACAAAUUAUUAUGAACCAGAGAAUCAAGUCAAUAACCAGGUCAAUAAUGAUGAGGAUGACCCACAGGAUCUCCUUGCAGCUGCUGGCCUUGAAGAUUCUGAUGCAGAUGACGACCCCGGUGCACCUUCUGCCGGUAGAAGAAUACGAGGGUGGUCAGAAUCUGAAGAGGACGAGCCAGAAAAGAGGCCACCUAACUCUAGUCCCGUUAGAGACAACUCAGUGGAUAUGCAACUAAGUGAUGGAGAUUAGUUUCUUGUUUACUUGUAACACAUUGUAUUUGUGCAACUGUUAGCAGGUAGUAGUUAUAAACGGCUAAUUUAAGUGUGAAGUUCAUGUUAGAUAUCUUCUUAUUCCCCUUUACUUGUGUACCAUGAUUUCAACAUCUUGGAUAUUAUUAUUUACUAUGAAUUUCUUAUCUCGACAGACGUCCUAAA
Molecule: messenger RNA, 3667 nt
Organism: Helianthus annuus (common sunflower)
Lineage: Eukaryota; Viridiplantae; Streptophyta; Magnoliopsida; Asterales; Asteraceae
Product: protein CTR9 homolog
Exons: 24
Coding region: 252-3482 (1076 amino acids)
Biological process (GO): regulation of DNA-templated transcription
Cellular component (GO): Cdc73/Paf1 complex
Molecular function (GO): RNA polymerase II complex binding
Source: RefSeq, a predicted model, not a curated record